AAGAGAGCGAGAGAGAGAGCGAGAGGAGAGAGAGAGAGAGGUAAGCCCGUGGACACAUGAAAUCGUUUCCCGGUUCUGCCCCUCGGAAUAAUUGAUCCGAAGCCGCGACCACUCCUCGCCCCGCUCUUCCCCUUCCGAUCUCUCCAAAAUCCCGAUCCUCUGCACCGCGACGCCAAACAAAAUCCAGGGUCUUGUUUUGUGAACAGGAAGUUCUUAGGGUUUCUGUUUUCAUGUCGAUAGCUUAGGCCAUUUGUGAAGAGGUGGAGGGGGUAAUCUCUAGGGUUUUGCUCCUCCGAUGGCUUCGAGGCUGGCAGCGGAGCAGACCGGAGGCCUCGACUUGAACGCCGGGGAGCAGGAGGGAGAAAGUACGGACGCAGCAGCGGAGCCGGCUUCAGAUCCUGGAGGCGAUGGACACGGCAAGUGUUUGGCUGAUUCGGAUGGCGGGGAUUCGAGUCCGACAGAGGUGGGAGAUGCGUCGUGCGGCGGUCAGAACGCCACAAUGGUUGUCGCAGCAGAUAACGAUGGCGUGACAGCUGCUAACAAAGUGACGGAAGCUGGGGUUGAGGUCGUUGGUUGUGGUGGUGCCGCUGACGUAGGACGAGAUAUAGAGAUUUGGGUGGAGAAGCAAAACGAUGUGGAAGAUGAGGUGGGAAGCCGUUCCUUGGUUGACCGAUGCCAAGGUGAUCAGAAGCUGGAAUGUGCUGCGGUCGAGGCAGGGAGCACAAUGGUGUCUGCUGUUGAAACGGCUGUGACUGAAGAGGUUGUGACUGUACCAGGAAGGAUCAAGCCAGUCGAGUUUGAAAAAACCAGAAAUGAAGAUGAAACUGUUGAGAAAUUUGAUUCUUCAGUAAAGAAACCAUACCUGGAGAUUGAUAUGAUGGCUGGUGGUAAUUUUGGGGAGGGUGAAACUGCUACCACAGAAGAUGAAGAAACCCAAAGUAGUUUGAUAGCUGCAAAUGGAUCUGGAGGUCAAGGAGAGGCACAAAUGGAUGUUUUGGAGAUAGAAAAUGUUACUGGGGGUGCAAGAACAACGAUUGCUGUUAAUCUUGAUGAGGUCACAGUUGAUGGAUCUCAUUUUCUUGAAAAUGAAGCAGUUGUAGGAGAAAAGGAUAAUUAUGUGCAGAAUGAGAACAGAACUGAGCUUGUGGAGGAUGAUCUAUCUCAGAAAGAGAAGGAAGAGAAUGUGGUGAAUGGUGCAGUGGACUGUGAUUCAAUUGAUGAGCAUCUUCAGGAUAAAUUGGAUGUUCUGGAUUUAUCAUCAUCAGAGAUGGAAGUUGGCUCCAGUUGCACUCGUAAACUUGAAGUUAGCAUGGUUAAUGCAGAAUGUACUGUGGAGAGUGUGCCAACACUGACUACUGCUGCUAUGGACAGGAAUGAUGUUGAAAUGUCAGUGGAUACAUCAGACCCAGGGGCUAUCCAGGAUGGGGUUUCAGAGAUCAGCAAUCAAACUGAAGUUAAAGAGAAACAAUUAUCUUUUCAAAAUGGGAACAAGAUUGUUGAUGGACGGCUGCAACCUGAAGUGAGUGCUUUGGGAUCCAUAGUUUCUGAACUUGAGAAAAAUUCUCUUGAUGAAGAGAAACUGAAAGCUGGUUUUGCUAACCCAGCAUAUCUGUCAGGGUGUGACUCUUCCAUGAAUGUUGUAGGGUUGGAAGCUGGAAAGCCGGAUGGUGUAGCAGAUCAGGGAGACAUAGAGGUUGGGGUUGCGGAAAGUGACAGAAAAGAACUUGCUGGAGAGGGUAUAUCUGGUAUAGAGAUUGCAAGUCAGGUGAUUAGUCAUGAUCUUGUUGACAUGCAUCUGGAACCUACAGAGGUGGACCUGGGAGCUAAUGCAUUAGAUGCAAGAUGUGCAAUGGGGGCUCCUGAAUCUGAUUCACUUGUUACUCUUGCUUCGGUGGAAGCUGAAAGCUCUGGGGGAACACGUGGUCAGAGAAGAACCCAGGUCGAUGCUCUGGAGAUUGGCAUUGGAAAUGAACUCCCUGGGCAUGGUCUAUCUAUUGUAAAGGAGAACCAAAAUUUGACAAAUGAGGCAGUGGAUCAUCCUGAAGUUGAUAAACAUCUUCAUGAAUCAGAAGGUGUUCUUAGACCUGGCGAUACUGAUCAGAAUGAAGAACUUAUUGUUGAGUCUUCUUUUGUAGUUGAUGAAACUGAAGAUAUCCUGACUGUGGCGAUCAAUCAGUACAAUGAGUCUAAGGAGUUGGACAGGGAACCAGAGGCCAGUAGACUGUCCCUGCUGGAUACUGAUGGAGGUAGAGCUUCAUUCUCAGAGAUGCCUUUUGCAUCCUUAAGUCAGAAUAUACAGGAUAAAGAAAAUGAUAUCCAUGAGAAAGAAUUACGGAAGGUGGAUCCUCUGCUUGUUGAUCGCUCUAAAACUGAUAAAAUAAGUGAUGAUAAAAGAGAUUCAGACCUGACUGAUCCAAAAGAAGUAAACAUCUUGGGUAAAAAUCCAUUGGGUGAAUAUCUUCUAGAUGUCGGUGAUUUGGUUAGUACUGGGCCUGAUACAGCAGCAAAUGUUCAAGUUGUAAAAACAGACAGUGGAGACAUUCACUUACUCUACGAUAAUCAGGAGACAGAAUCUCAAACUUUUAUGGAGGAUGUAAAUUUGUCUGUGGAAAUCAGCAUGUCCAGGACUUCUGAAUCAUUUCAAAUUGAGAAUGUACCCUCAGGCAUUGAAUUUGCUCAUGUUGUUGUCAACGAAAGUCAGGAGACAGAAUCCCAAACUGUUAGUUCUUUGGCCACUAGCAAUCAUUUUACAAAUGAUAUUGGAGAAAAUUGUUAUCCUGGGAGUCUUCAAAACAUGGUGACAGAGUACAAUGUUUGUAAAGAAGAUGAAUCUCCAACAACUGAAUUCUGCCAAAAUGUGGAAACAGGUAGAAAUUUAGAAGCAGAUCAGGAGUUUGUUCUAGGGGGAAGUAUACUGAACGUCAGUCCUGAUGCUGGUACACAUGAUAAUGAGAGAAUGGUGGUUGAUGAACAGGAGACCUCAAAAGGCACAGACAAGCAAGCAGUAGAACAUGUGGCCACAAGACCUAAUAUUUCUGUUGAAAAUAGUGAUGAACAUCCUUGUUACUACUUGCCUUCUAAGGACGAGGAUAGUUUCUGCACAUCUGAUCUAGUCUGGGGUAAAGUCAAGAGUCAUCCUUGGUGGCCUGGCCAAAUUUAUGAUCCAUCAGAUGCAUCAGACUUAGCCUUAAGACAUCAAAAGAAGGACAACUUUCUUGUAGCCUAUUUUGGAGACAAGACAUUUGCUUGGUGUGAUGAAUCCCAAUUGAAGCAUUUUGAGACAUAUUUCUCACAGAUGGAAAAACAGAGCAAUUCAGAUGUAUUUGUGGAUGCCAUCGAUGGGGCAUUGGAUGAGGUUGCAAGGCGCAUGGGGUUGGGAAUGACUUGUUCCUGUUUCCCUGAAGCAGCUAAUGCCAAUAGUAGUGACCAAAAGGUUGAGAAUGCUGGGAUUCGUGAAGAUAGCAAUGGCUGUAAUGUUGACAGGUCAGCUAUCUUAAGCUAUUUUCAACCUGGCAGACUUCUCGAGUAUGUUAAGGCUUUAGCUAAGUUCCCAGAUUGUGGGACUGAUAGUCUAGAGCUUGUGAUAGUGAAUGCUCAGUUGAAGGCAUUUUUCAGGUCUAAAGGUUAUCCUGAACUUCCUUCUUUCAAGUUCAUUAGUGGAUUAAGUGAAAAUGAUGCUGACAUUUCAGACUCUAAAUCGGAAGGGAUAAUGGAAGUUACCAUUGAGCAAUCAGGUCCUAUUGUCUCAGAAAUGAUGUUUGGAAAACUGAAAUCACGAGGAAGGUGGAGCUCCAUGGCUAAGCAAAAGAAUGUAUUGGAGGAUGGCAAAAAACAAAAGAACUUAUCUGAGCUGAUGGAGGUUGAAUGUUCUCAGCAUGCAAAUGGUGCAAAUACUGAGUUUGGAAUAAAAGUUGAUGAAUCAGAUUCACUUUAUUCUAACAAGAAGCGCAAGGCUACUGACUCUGACUCAUCUGACUCAGAGAAAGGUAAGAAAAAAAGGCUAGACUCAUUAGGAGAUCUGCAAAAUAAGCUACCAUCAUUAGCUAUUAGCAGUUCUUUUAAGAUUGGUGAAUGCAUCCGUCGUGUUGCAAGCCAGCUUACUGGGGCUCCGCCUAUCCUUAAGGGUCAUAGUGAAGCAUCUCUGAAGAAUGUAUCCAAGGAUGAUAGUAUAUUUGAUGUUUUUGUUUCUGAUGGUUUCAGUGAUGUGAAUAUGCAGAGCCCAAGAGAUAAGAAAGAAAAUUGGGAAGAUUACUCUUCUGAUGAAAUGUUAUCACAGCUAUGCUCAGCAGCAAUGGAUCCUGUGAAAGGACACAAUUGCUUAUCUGUUAUAAUCAGUUUCUUUACUGAAGUUAGGGACUAUUGUGUUUCUACUUCUUAUAGUGAAAAGAAGCAUCCCGAGAAAACUGGGGGUAGAAGGGGUAGGAAAAGGAAAGUUGACAGUCAGUUUUCUGUGUUGGAGAUGACAGAACUCGAUCACAUGCAGGACUCUUACUGGUCUGACUUGAUUUCUCACAGUGGCCCUGCCAAAAGCAAAGGAGAAGCCCAAACUCGGAGUCAGAGAAAGAAGAGGAAGUCUUCAGGACAAACGUCAUCAACUCUUGUACUGGUUCCUGUUCUGCAAGGUGCAGAACAUAUUCAUGUUGGAAAGAUAGUUCCCAAUAUAAGGCAAGCAGCACCAAUAGAUAGGCCAAUAAUUAGUGUGGAAGAGAAGAUGGUUGAUGAGUUCAUGCCAACUGCAUUGGUUUUGAAUUUUAAUGGAUCAAGUUCUCUUCCUUCUGAGACUGAUCUGAUCAGAAUUUUCAGUCGUUAUGGACCCCUAAAAGAAGCAGCAACAGAAGUGCAGCAGAAGAACAACCGUGUGGUAGUAGUAUUUAAGCGACGUGCUGAUGCAGAAAUCGCUUUCAGCAAUGCAGGGAAGUAUAGCAUUUUUGGGCCAUCACUUUUAAGUUAUCGGCUUAGAUAUUUUCCAUCAACCCCUGAUGCUUUUCCAGACUCCAAGCAACUAGACAAAACGGAUGCACUACCAGUAGAAAAUAGCAAUUUAAACACCCCAGCUAAUGUUCAUCCAUCAAUGUCCAUUGCUUCUCCUGACACCGGUCUUCGAGACAAAAGUGAUACAGUACUCAUGGGGAGUAGCAGCACAAACAUUCCUGUUGAUCUUCAUCCAUCAAUGUCCAGUACUUGUCCAGAGACCAAUCUACAAGACAAAAGUGAUCUAGUGCCCACAGAGAAUAGCAGCGCAAAUGAUCCCAGUGACCUUCAUCCAUCAAUAUCUGACGCUUAUGCAGACACCAAUCUCCUUGACAAAAAUGGUGCAGCGGUACUCGAGCUUAGUGACAUUCAUCCACUGAUGUCUGAUGGUUCUCCAGAUACCAAUCUACAAGAAAAAAGUGAUGCAGUGCCCACAGAGAAUAGCAGCACUAAUAAUCCCAGUAACCUGCAUCCAUCAGUGUCCGAUGCUUAUCUAGACACCAAUCUCCUUGACAAAAAUGAUACAGCAGUCUUCGAGCAUAGCAACAUAAGCCUUCCCAGUAACCUUGAUGGUUCUCCAGGCACCAAUCUGCAAGAAAAAAGUGAUGCAGUGCGCACAGAGAAUAGCAUUGCAAAUAAUCCCAGUAACUUUCAUCCAUCAAUGUCUGAUGCGUAUCUAGACACCAAUCUCCUUGACAAAAACGAUGCAGCAGUACUUGAGCACAGCAACAUCAGCCUUCCCAGUGACCUUCAUCCACUGAUGUCUGAUGGUUCUCCAGAUGCCAAUCUACAAGACACGAGUGAUGCAAUGCCCACAGAGAACAGCAGCACAAAUAAUCCCAGUUACCUUCAUCCACCAAUGCCUUAUCUAGACACCAAUCUCCGUGACAAAAAUGAUGCAGCAGUACUUGAGCAUAGCAACACCAGCCUUCCCAGAGACCUUCAUCCACCGAUGUCUGAUGGUUCUCUGGAUGUCAAUCUCGAAGACAACAGUGAUGUAAUUCUCACAGAGAAUAGCGACAUUCCUAGCCACCCUAAACCAUCAAUGUCCAAUGCUUCUCUAGAGACAAAUCUCCAAGACGAGAGCAGCAACACAUGCCUUGCCGCUAGUCCUUAUCCAUCAAUGUGUAAUGCUUCUCGAGACAGUAGUCUCCAAGACAAAAGCGACAUCACAAAUGUUGCUGGUAACUUUCACCUAUCAACACUUGAUGCUUCUCCAGACACCAAUUUCGAAGACAAAAAUGAUGGGAUACUCAGAGAGAGUUGCAGCACAACCAUUCCUGGUAAUCUUGAUCCAUCAACAGUCGAUGGUUCUCUAAACAAACCAGAAGAUAAGGGUAACGCUGCACCUGUCGAGGAUCACAGCAUCAACAUUUCAGUCAGUGUCUUGUUGAUGCGCGACAUUGGCUUGCAAGAAUAUACAUGCUCAUGCAAAUGCUUGUUUUGCUUCAGCACAAGCAGAGAGAGAAAAUGUCCAGGAUGCUAUUGAAGUCAUAAGUGAAAAACCAGUUGCAACAGUCACUGAUGUGGAUGGACAAGCUGGCUAGAUCAUCUUGGUAUACUUCAUGCCCAAUAUAACAUUGAGGUACUACCUUUCCUCGUGAUUUAUGUCGAAAAUGGAUUUGGAGCACUUCAAGUGCAUGUUGUAGAAAUAUGUAAGCUGACCCUACCACGAAGAGGAUUCUCCUCAGUAAAAUGCUUUCAAUUGACUUCGGUUUUGCUCUUAUUGAUAUACCUUUAAGAAUCAACAUGAGAAUGCCUUGUGUACCUGGUUGCUGUGUGUGUAGUGUUAGUGAUAGAAAGAAACCUUCUCCUGUGACAAAUGGGUGGGACCCAAUUCUUGUCUUAAAUAAUGUAAAAGUGUCAUUGAGAUGA
Messenger RNA from Musa acuminata AAA Group (dessert banana), 6846 nucleotides. RefSeq lists its product as uncharacterized. The transcript is spliced from 3 exons. Lineage: Eukaryota; Viridiplantae; Streptophyta; Magnoliopsida; Zingiberales; Musaceae. The record is from RefSeq and is a predicted model, not a curated record. The coding region runs from base 296 to 6460 and encodes 2054 amino acids.